Messenger RNA from Xenopus laevis (African clawed frog), 2748 nucleotides. RefSeq names its product ubiquitin specific peptidase 21 S homeolog (gene usp21.S). Gene Ontology annotation, cellular component: cytoplasm; nucleus. The transcript has 14 exons. Lineage: Eukaryota; Metazoa; Chordata; Amphibia; Anura; Pipidae. Bases 217 to 2070 code for a protein of 617 amino acids. Gene Ontology annotation, biological process: protein deubiquitination; ubiquitin-dependent protein catabolic process. Gene Ontology annotation, molecular function: cysteine-type deubiquitinase activity. The record is from RefSeq and is a predicted model, not a curated record.
CGUGUAAAUAGUGGGCGUGCCAGGCUGCGUGAGACGCAUGCGCACGAGAGGAAAGCGCAGGCAAGAUGGCGUCGGAUGCUGCGGUUGCUAUGAAGCCAGGGAGGGGUAGGCCGUGAGAUACAGGCAGGGAAGAGCGCGCAGCAACUGCCUCUCCUCCCUCCCACAAUGAACUGAGCUGAGGUCAGUCGGGGACACACAGGCGCCUGCACCAGGACAAUGAGGAUCCCCCUCAAUAUAAGAGCUACGAUGCCUCAGGUAUGUGAGUCCAGACUAGUCCGGGGCAGAGACAUCUCGUCGGUCAGCUCACAGUCAAAGGGCACCGGCAAAGCUUUAAGUUCCCAUCGUACGGUGAACACGGAACGACUGAGCUCCGCCUACAGCAAUGGAGUUUCAUCGGCACCCAAGCUGCGCCCGUUGCCCCCGAGACCCACAGUUGAAGAAAAGGGGAAGGUGGAUCGGGGUGGCAGUUCCCAGUGGGCAGAGUCUUCCCGCUCUUCCUCCAGUAAGCGAGGACCCCUGAAGGGCGACCACAUGCUCAGAGUAAUAAACUCUGCCCAAUGCACCAAAGCAACGGGCCAAUCAGAAGAGAGCAGAACGGGCAGUUUGUCUCGGUCCAAGUCUGUGAGUCAUGGGGACCUGAGUGCCAGUCGGGAGAAAACAGAGGAGGUGAUUAAACACUUGGCGCGGGUGCAAUUGAGGGAACGCAGUGCUUCUUCUACCAGGCGCCCAUUGCUAGACACAUCCCUGCUCAAGAGAAGCAGCUCACUCAAGCGACUCCAUGUUCUGCCUGUUGUGGAGUCGCAACAGAAACUUGAUUCCUCUUCUUCUUCUUCUUCCCGGCUUGGAGGUUGUACCAAGGCAUGUGCCCUGCAGCAGCAUGAGGAGAAUGGGCACUACCAGCUGGGGAGGUCCUGUAAUACUUCAGCCAAUGAAAGUCCCCUGUGUAAUGGUAUCAAGGCUCAAGAUCGGCCCCUGUCUGUCACGUCUCCUCCUCCUCGCCUUCCUGCCCUCGGCUCGGGUCACGUUGGCCUCCGGAAUUUAGGGAAUACGUGUUUCAUGAACGCCGUGCUGCAGUGUCUGAGCAGUACCAAGCCUCUACGUGACUACAUUCUGCGUCUGGAAUACCGACAUGAACAGCCGGGCAGCUGCAAGGCCCAACAAGAGCUCACAGAAGCCUUUGCUGAUGUCAUUGCCUCUUUAUGGAGUCCGGAUCCCCCAGAUGCUGCAAACCCGGCACGGUUAAAGUCAGUCUUCCAGAAAUAUGUCCCGUCUUUCACCGGCUACAGCCAACAAGAUGCUCAGGAAUUCCUUAAAUUCUUUAUGGAUCGGAUUCACGUGGAAAUCAAUCGGAAGGGCAGGAAAACUCCCAGCAUUCUGUCUGAUGCCAAGCGCCCCGCAGCACUGGAACAUCAGGAUUCUCUCAGUGAUGAUGAACGAGCCAAUCAGAUGUGGAAGCGUUACCUGGAGAGAGAAGAUAGUAAAAUAGUGGAUCUGUUUGUUGGCCAGUUGAAGAGUUGCCUUAAGUGCCAGUCUUGUGGCUACCGCUCCCCCACAUUUGAAGUCUUCUGUGAUCUGUCUCUUCCUAUCCCAAAGAAAGGGUUUGCGGGGGGCAGGGUGUCGCUGCUUGAUUGCUUUAACCUGUAUACAAAGGAGGAGGAGCUUAACUCUGAGAAUGCCCCGAUCUGUGAUCGCUGCCGGCAGAGGACGAGGAGCACUAAGAAGCUCACAAUCCAUCGCUUCCCCCGAAUCCUUGUCCUGCAUCUUAACAGAUUCUCCACCACCCGCUUCUCUAUAAAGAAAUGCUCCGUCUCAGUGGACUUCCCUCUGCACCGGCUCAACCUGAAGGAGUUUGCCAGUGAGAAGUCUGGGAACCCUGUGUAUAACCUGUACGCAUUGUGCAACCACUCGGGCAGCGUUCAUUACGGCCACUACACCUCCUACUGCAAGACCCAGUCCAGCUGGUACUCCUACAACGACUCCCGCGUGUCUCCCAUCAGCGAGAGUCAGGUCCAGUCCAACGAAGGUUACGUUCUCUUCUACGAACUUGGCGACGCCUGCUGGAAACCCUAACCUAUCAGGAGGAGGAGCUUAGCAAUGGGGGCGGUGCUUCGGAAGGAAAGAUCCGCCCCUUGUAUCACUGCAUCAGAACCAGGGACCAUUGGACUGGAGUGGGUUGGGGGUUUAGAAGUGAAACUUAAGCAAUAAACUCAGACUGCACCCUGAUCAUGUGACCAAUCCAAUGACCUAUCCCUGCUUUUGUGAUAUCCCACAGUCAUGUGAUGUCUGUAACCCCCCCCCCUUUACCCUGCAGCCUAUAUUUAUGUCUAAACAAGCCCUUCCCAAUCAGGGAAUGUUGGUGCACUACAACUCCCAGCAUGCUUGGUUGUAUAUUUGAAAGAAUGCUGGGAGUUGUAGUUCAGCCCAAGGUAAAGAACUAAGGUGUAGAUAUGGGCUGCUUACUGCCCUACAGGUGCCCAUACUCUGUCCCCAGCACUCCACGUGCUGAUCUCAGUCUCCUUUAGCUCUGCGGGGGCGUGUUAAAUGUAAGUCCCUCCCCCGAGGAAACAACAUUGCGUCUUAUUUAAGUUUUUACCAAAAUCGUUUGGAUUUUACUUUUGUUUUGUAAGGUUUGUUUGUACAUAAGGUGUUAACGCAUCGACCUGUCACAUUUGUAAAUACCUGAUAAUGGAAUUAUAUAAAUAUAUAUAUAUAUAUUAACUUUUAACAGUAAAUUUACUACAAAAAUGG